Molecule: messenger RNA, 1419 nt
Organism: Acanthocheilonema viteae
Lineage: Eukaryota; Metazoa; Nematoda; Chromadorea; Rhabditida; Onchocercidae
Source: the annotation of a GenBank genome assembly
AUGCAUCAUUGCAGCAUUGCUGGAAACGAAAUCGACUUUGAUAAGCAAAAGGUUGUAACACUAGGACCGCCGCGACGUGGUUUGCAACGGGCGGUUUUCGACGAAGUAUCAGAUGACAAUAACGGGUUAGCUGGAGAAUUCACACAAGUGAGGAAUGACAUCGACGCAUAUGAUGACAAAUUUGUGGAUUUACGAGGCGAGGAUCCAUUGUUUAUACCAAAGCCAUACCGGCAGGAGCAGAAGAUAGCAAAAGUGUCCACAUCAGUAGCAGGAAGAGAUAGAUCACAUAUCAUUGGCUCUUCUAUAUCAUUAACGACACCUUCACGGAUAGCCACAAGUCCGGUGAAAUUCAAUGGUCGAACUUCAACACCUGUCAAAUGGAUUGUGCAACCGCCGUUGUUUACUCGGCCGCCAAUCCUACCAUCACCACCACAACCUUUUCCACGGAAAGAAUUCCCACUGCAGCCGUCACUUCAGCCAGCAAGAAUUGUCUCUCAACAACCAUUACCAACAAUUGCGCCAUCCAGACGUGUGACAAAUCCACAGACGUCCCUGUUGAUAUCUCGAUUGCCUCAGUUUGCGAAUCAGCCACAGCAACUUCGAACCAAUUUCAUUGCAUCGGCAUCAGUAACAACAUUAGCACAUUCGAGAGAAAAAAUAUUGCCCACACAAUCGACCCCACCUAAUGUGCGGCCAACACAAUCAUUAUCUCCAGAGAGUAGCCUUCCACCACCCUUCCAUUCAAGUUCCAAUUCAUUAAGAACAGGAGUAUGUCAUGCAUCCAUUUUCUACAUAUCAACACCUAUGCAAACCACAAAAAGACAUUUCUUUACACAUUUCGCGAUGACUGUGUCAACCGAUCAAUGUGCAAGAACCUGUCAUGAAUUUAAUUGUGCCAUAGCACAUUAUGAUCCUGGAACGGGACGCUGCCAAUUCAAUCCAUCGACAGCAUUUGCAAUACGUAAAGGACAAUGUCCUCCGUGGCCUGCCACUCAUUACAAGAAUAACGUUCAAAUCAAUACUCCACUUCGUAUAUUUUGUGUGCAAUGUCAUCGAAAUUCUCGAAGAAGGAGAGUUGGCAAGCAAGGAAAUCGUUUCAGAACGGCUGUCUUGAGGACUAUCUACACUGGGAGAGUGCCGAAUUUACUACAAGGCAGUGGACUUGGGAGGAUGCAUUCAGUACUCUCAAGGCAACCGGAUGUCAUUAUUGAAUCAUCAUUUCGUAAUAUCACUUCGAAACUUGAAAAACAACAUGAGCAAACUGUAUCAGAUAACAAUAAUAAUCAAAGGUUUAUCAGUGGCAAUGAUUAUCAGUGGGAUAAGAAUGGAACAGAAAUGGAAGCAGAAAAUGUGGCCAACGAUAAUGUCGAGAAACAGCUAGAAAACGGUGAGCAUAUUACACUCAUUACUGAAAAUUAA